AUGGAUGGAUCGAUCGCACCAAUCUACAAGAAGCAGAAGUACACCUACAUUCCACCGACUCCGCCAAAUGACCUGAUUGGAUGCAGCAGUUAUACAUUGGAUUUCAACGAUCGGAAAUUUAUUCAAAUUGGGAUCGAUCCGAAAAAAUCAUUUAGUGUAAUGAUUCAUAUCAUUACACCGUCGCGGUAUGUGAGCAUAACAAGUCACUAUAUGAAAACUAUAUAUACACUAAUGGGUGAUAUACUAUCAAGCGUCAUGGAGAAGCCUGAAAAUACACAGACUACAUUUCUCUCAGACACCAAUCUUUCAUUAACUAAAAUGGUUUAUAAGGAUGAAAAUGUGCUGGUUAUUGAAUCUCAAGCUGUAAAUGGAUGUCGCAUUCUACUUAACCGUAGAGAUUUGAUGAAACUGGCUGAACUAGAAUAUAUUGUUCAUGAAUGUGUUGAAAAACACUUGGCAAUUACAACGGAAAACGUGUAUCAACAAAUCGAAAUGAUUAUAAAAUAUUACAUGGGCUGUUUCUUCCCAACCAAGGAAACAAGCAGAACAGAGUUGUUAAGAUGUAUCAUGGAGGUAUCAUGUAUUACUAUAACUUCAGCAAUAGAGCCGAUGAGUGAACCUAAUUAUAUUAGUGAAAUUAAAAGAUUUGCUGUUGAAGAAUUGGCUGACGUCUGGAUGAAGAAAAUAACUGACCGAAAUGACAUACCUAAGGCAAUCGAUGUAAAUGAUGGUCCAACUCGAUACGAUUGGCGUGGUGAAGAAGAAUCACAAUGCUUCUCCUUUUCAACACAAGCAUACGACAACUAUAAACACACGGAGAAGUCAACAUGGGCACCUCGAAAACUUGAAUUUUAA
Molecule: messenger RNA, 855 nt
Organism: Adelges cooleyi (spruce gall adelgid)
Lineage: Eukaryota; Metazoa; Arthropoda; Insecta; Hemiptera; Adelgidae
Exons: 2
Coding region: 1-855 (284 amino acids)
Source: RefSeq, a predicted model, not a curated record